CCUGAAAGGGAAAGCCCAAAGAGUAUAAUAUCUGCUAGCGGUAGACUUGGGCUAUUACAACAUACCUCACUAGUUUUGAGGAAGUUUCACUCACCCUAAAGCCAGCGGUGGGAGACAGGGUUUUAUGUCGAAGGGUUUAAAUCCAAGGCUUUGAAGGGUAUCUCCAAAAUAUCUUAAGCGUUCAAAGCUUUGGUAGAUGUUACAUUUUCCCCUAUUAUAAAAGAAUGUGAUCAGAGUAUGUUUAAAUUAGGUAAAUUUUCAUAUUUUGGAUCACAUUCAACUGAACAAAAUUACAUAAUCUUCAAAAGGCUCCAUAUGUCAUUUUUCUUAUAAAUAUACAUUGCCUCUGAUGAGAAAUGGAUCUGAAUUUGCUUAACAUAUCUUAAUCUUAUGUUUGUAUUGAUCUUCUAUCACUGUAUCCCUGAUUUCGUUGAAUCUUUCAGUGUAUAAGACUCAACCCUUGUUCAUCUGGGAAGCAUAUAUGAUUUUAACUUUUUUGCUCAUGGGUGGCUGCACAUUUGUUUUUCCUGCCACUGACUGAUUGAUUGUUACCUUAAAUAUUCUCUUUUAGCUUCCCCCAACUCACUUGGUACCAUUUAGAUUUGUCAUUGAAACAGAGAAACAUGUCAUGUAUGGGAACUUGCUGAUAUGAAAUCUGCCAUGAAUUUUCUUACAAACAUGUUCAUUAUUUUUAUUCCAAUGAUUGUGAAUGAAACUGAUAAGAAUUCUGCGAGGCUGGAAAAUAACAAAAUCCAGGAAUCCCACUUCUUAACACAUUGUUUCAGCACAUAAAAUACUUUGAUGUAGUAGGAAGAAGAUGCUGCUACCUAUGGUGAACAUAGCUGCAUACAAAGCUUUUGCCAGGAGAGGCAGGAGCAGAGCUUGGUGCCGGUGCUGCUGGUGUUGUCAAGCUAUUAGACCCGACGCUAACGCUCAACUUCUCCCUGAACGAGCACUGGGGAGUGACAUGGCUUGUGCCAUGAAAUGGUCCUGCCUUGGCAUUGGAGGAGGGUUUAAAGGCUUUGUUACCAAGUUUGUCACCAACAGUGAAGGUCUUAUAGGCAGCCCGGCGUAUAAGGACAUAUCCUUCAGGAUUCUCAAGCCUUCAUGGCCUCCAACUACAUGGAUGGUUGCAGGCUGGCUGGCACAUACCAAAGCGAUCACACACCAAACAAGCUCAUUGUGCUGGCCGUUUGCUCCUUGUGUUGUGUUCGCAGGUUGUCCCUAUUUUCUUUUCAAGCUCGUUCCUUUCCUUUUUCUCACUUUGAGCCUCAUCGUGUCACAAUCGCACUUUUGUAGUAGCAGGACAACAAUUGUGGCACAUUUGUUCUAACCCAAUGAACUAGUCAACCGUAUGAAAGUCAG
Messenger RNA from Cucurbita maxima (winter squash), 1365 nucleotides. RefSeq lists its product as uncharacterized. The record is from RefSeq and is a predicted model, not a curated record. The transcript is spliced from 2 exons. Bases 818 to 1333 code for a protein of 171 amino acids. NCBI's taxonomy places the organism in Eukaryota, Viridiplantae, Streptophyta, Magnoliopsida, Cucurbitales, Cucurbitaceae.